UUGUAAACCACACCCUCUCUCAACCUCACAGGAAGCCCUGUGUGCGGCGGAGCCCUCAGUACAGCAGAGACAGAGACGGAAUAGAAAUCGGUGAGGAAUUAACAAAGACAAUUCUAAUAAGAGAAGAAAAAGAGAAGAAUAACUGGAAAGGAAGCGAGAGAAGAGAGAGGCCGGGACGAGGCAAGUGAAGUGUGUUAGGGGGGAGAGGAUGGGGAGGAUGGCACGUGUCGUCGACUGAUGCUUCAGCCUCCGACCCUCUGGCGCAGCCUCAAUCUUGGAGAAAGUAAAGGAUACAACGUUUUAUGGAUUGAACGCGGUCUAUAGAGCUGAAGGUUCCUCAGCACCGUACGGACGCUUCAACUUCACUCACUCGCCACAAUGGACGGACGGGACGCUCAAACACACCCGUCGGCGAACCUUCAACUGCUUUGCUGAUACGAGCUUCCUGUCGGUUCACAAGGCGGCUCGUCUGCACAGAAACAAACAGCCAUCGGCUUAAGAUGAACCAGAGCUGUGAAAGGACUGAUGACCUCCGGAUGUACCAGCACUACGUGUACACAGUGGUGUACAGCGUGAUCUUAGUGCCGGGCCUGCUGGGUAAUGUGCUGGCCCUCUGGGUGUUCAAGGUGUACGUCAGAGAAACCAAGAAGGCCGUGGUGUUUAUGAUGAACCUCGCUGUGGCCGACCUUCUGCAGGUUCUCUCCCUGCCUCUGCGGAUCUACUAUUACCUGAACAAAACCUGGCCCUUUGGCCACCCUCUCUGCAUGAUGUGCUUCUACCUGAAGUACGUCAACAUGUACGCUUCCAUCUACUUCCUGGUGUGCAUCAGCGUGCGCCGCUGUGAGCUGGUAAUGCGCCCGCUGAGGUACACCUCGUCCAAGCGAAAGGGAGACUUGUUGGUGUGCGCCGUGGGCUGGUUGUUGGUCUGCCUGUGCUGCCUGCCCUUCCCCCUGCUGAGGAACCUCAGCAGCGGCACGGUCCCGGUGUGCUUCUCGGAGCUGCCCAUGAAGGCCGUCAGCGUCCCGGGGGCCUGGGCCCUUCUGAUCCUGGCGGAGCUGCUGGGCUUCGUCAUCCCCCUCGUCCUGGUGUUGGCCAGCGCCUGUCAGACCGCCGGGAGCCUGCGGCUGUCCGAGGCGGGGGCCAUUCCCGACAGAGGGGAGAAGCGGCGGGCGUUGAGGAUGGUGCUGAGCUGUGCUUUGGUGUUCCUGGUGUGCUUUGCUCCUUACCACAUCACCAUGCCCCUGGACUUCCUGGUCAAAGCCGACGCCCUGAGGGACUGCGCCUUCAGGGACCUGAUCCGCCGAUGUCACCCCUUCACUCUCUGCCUCGCCAGCCUCAACUGCAGCCUGGACCCGCUCAUGUACUAUUUCACCACCGACGAAUUCUGGAAGCGACUGAGCAAGCCGGAGAUGCCCGAGAGCUUGACGUUCAGCAGGCGUCUGUCCUGUAUGACGGGGGCGGAGGACGCGGACGACGCGGAGGAGGACUAGACUGCGGUCAGUCUGCUCUCAGCAGUUGACCUCAGCCUCUGAACUCUGGGAUAAAAAGACUACGCUCCUCAGAACGAGGGGCAGAUCAUUCACAUGAACACUAGUAAAAAAACAUGGGAAUGCGUUUCAAAAUGUGGUAUUUCUUUUCCUAUUUAUACUUUUAAUAAAAGGAGCGAGCUGUUCUUGUUAUGAAGGACGCCUUUGUGAUCAUUGCCAAACAUUUCUAAUAAGCAUCAGGAAGCAGCCGCACGUUCCCUCCAGAUACAAGUCUGAUGAGCUAGCGCCGUAAUAAUGAACAAAGAGCCAAAAUAUUCAGUAGGUAUGGAAAUGUAACUUUAUUCAGCGACAGUGAAUUUAUUUCAGUAGCUGCACACAUUGGUUUUUAUCGAAUUUUCUAGUAUUUGUUAGACAGAGACACGUUUCUACACACACCCUUCCUGUCCGAUUGUCUUUCUGUGCAGGCGUCGAGUUGGAAUCGGUUUGAAAUUAUUUGGCAAAAGGCGAUUUCUAUUUCGCACCAUCAACCUUUUUCCGCAAGGGCUUUCAAAAUAAAUGGAAAAGAAUUGCUUAAUGCAGAUUCACUGAACAAUUCUUUACAAAACGUGUUUUUUUUCCCCGUGAAAAUACAAAGUUCGGAAAAACCUGUAGUAAGUAGCUUAUAGUAAGCAAUGGAUCAGAUUCAUGGACGAAAAAAGUUUUCAAAUUCGCUGUAACUUUCCCUUCUUGCGUCUUUCCAAGUUUAUUGUCACAAAUGAGGUUUCUACACAAAACACAAGUAAUACAGGGUGCUGGACUGCUCACCAUCUAUGACAUAAGAAAAAUCAUCACACAGCAGGACAGCAGAGGCCUCUGGGAGCAGCGAGGCACUCUGGGAAACAUCUACAAAAA
Gasterosteus aculeatus aculeatus (three-spined stickleback) is the source of this 2378-nucleotide messenger RNA. RefSeq names its product putative G-protein coupled receptor 174. Lineage: Eukaryota; Metazoa; Chordata; Actinopteri; Perciformes; Gasterosteidae. Gene Ontology annotation, biological process: positive regulation of Rho protein signal transduction; phospholipase C-activating G protein-coupled receptor signaling pathway. Gene Ontology annotation, molecular function: G protein-coupled receptor activity. Gene Ontology annotation, cellular component: plasma membrane. The record is from RefSeq and is a predicted model, not a curated record.